Messenger RNA from Cottoperca gobio, 1051 nucleotides. RefSeq names its product coiled-coil-helix-coiled-coil-helix domain containing 2 (gene chchd2). Gene Ontology annotation, biological process: mitochondrion organization; positive regulation of transcription by RNA polymerase II. The record is from RefSeq and is a predicted model, not a curated record. The coding region runs from base 140 to 706 and encodes 188 amino acids. Gene Ontology annotation, molecular function: sequence-specific DNA binding. The transcript has 4 exons. NCBI's taxonomy places the organism in Eukaryota, Metazoa, Chordata, Actinopteri, Perciformes, Bovichtidae. Gene Ontology annotation, cellular component: nucleus; mitochondrion.
GAGAGACAAUUGCUGUAACACACAGAAAGUUCCAGCAGAGACCGUUAACAGAGCUUUUUGGUUCCAGCUAAAGGUCGACAUAUUAUAACUGUCUGUUGUUUUCAGCCAGCAAACUCACAUUUAUACUCACCAUUUAAAAAUGCCGAGAGGAAGCAGAAGCCGGACAUCCAGGAUGGCCUCUCCAGCCGGCCGAUCUUCACCACCACCCAUGGCCAGGGCUGCACCACCACCCAUGGCCAGGGCUGCACCCCCUCCCUCCUAUGCCCCGGCGCCAAUGCACGCUCCUCCGUCUGCUGUGGGUGCUCCAGCUGCAGCACCCAGGCAGCCUGGUAUGUUUGCCCAGAUGGCGACGACAGCCGCCGGGGUGGCAGUCGGCUCUGCCGUAGGACACACCAUCGGCCACGCCAUGACUGGAGGAGGUGGAGGAGGACAGUCGGAGUCUGCCAAGCCAGACGUCACAUACCAGGAGCCAAGCCAGGCUCAGCCCAUGUACCAGCAGCAGCCACAGUCCAUGUACCAGCCACAGUCCAUGUACCAGCAGCAGCCACAGUCCAUGUACCAGCAGGAGGCCCCUCAGCAGAAUCAGGCCUGCUCCUAUGAGCUCAAACAGUUCAUCGAUUGUGCCCAAAACCAGAGCGACUUCAAGCUCUGUGAGGGCUUCAGUGAGGUGCUGAAGCAGUGCAAGUCCUCUUAUGGUCUUUCAUGAGACUGAGACAAACACCUGGAGAGUGACGAGUGCACACAAACUGAAAUAAGCAGCCAUGCUUGAAGAAUACUAAUAGGGUGUCAAUUCAGGAAAAAUCAAUAAAUAUGCUUUUGACAUUUUGACAGUUGAUUAUCAUUGUGUUCAUUCUCAGGACAGUUCUGCAGAGUUUGUAGUAAUAGUCGUAUAAAUAAUGUUUAUAUGUUUGCUGCAUGUUGAUUUCAGUUGUCAGUGUUUUUCAUUAGCUUUAGUGCUUUUAAUUUAAAUUGCUGAACUGCAUAUGUAAAUCAUCAUAACUUGUAACUGCAGUUUAGGUUUUAAAACAAUAAAGUACUCGAAUCAUAAAAA